CAGCCGCAUCAGGAUUAGCAGUUGUGGCUAGCUGCUAGUUAGCACCGAGGACUGCAUUUCUUCUCAAAACUGCGACAACCGAACAGCAGAGCGAUGCCGUGCUCCGUUAACCGCCGGUAAAUGUUGCCCCGGGGGCAGAGUUUGCUCACAGCGGCGCCAUGUCGGACAGAAAACGAGCCCGAGGGAAGGAGGAGAGGGACAGACGAGACCACAAGAGACACAAGGCGUCUAAACAUGAGCUGGAGAAAGACAAGACAUACACCAAGAAACUCAGCCAAGAAGUCCAGAAACUUAAACACGUCGAAACCUUCUAUGAAAAACCUCCGCCGGGACUUAUUAAGGAGCAUGAAGACAAACCAGAGGACUGCAUCCCUGCAGAGCCAGGAAAUGAAGAAGCCAGGAGCUUCCUGGCACACGCGCCCACCAAGGGCCUGUGGAUGCCUCUGGGGAAGGAGGUGAAAGUGAUGCAGUGCUGGAGGUGCAAGCGUUACGGCCACCGCACCGGAGAUAAAGAGUGUCCCUUCUUCAUCAAAGGCAACCAGAAACUGGAGCAGUUCAGAGUGGCUCACGAAGACCCCAUGUACGACCUGAUCCGAGAAAACAAAAGGAAUGAAAAAGAAACGAGGAUCCAGCAGCUUCAGCAGCUGCUCCAAGACACCACCUCCUCUUCCUCCGACUCGGACAGCUCCACCUCUUCCUCCUCCUCCUCCUCCUCCUCCUCCUCCUCCUCCUCCUCCUCAGAGCACCACCGCAGCAAGAAGAGGAAGAAGAAGAAGGAUAAAAAGAAGAAAGACAAAAAGAAGAGGAAAAGGAAGCGAAAGCAUAAGUCCUCCAAAGCCAGUGACUGCUCGGAUUCAGACUGACGCUCUGGAACCUACUGAUUCAUGAACUCUUUGAGUAAAACUGAAGAAAAAAAAAAAAAAGCAAAUGUAGAUCACACGCAGCAGGAAAGUGCGCUACAGAGAGCAUCUGUACGAA
Messenger RNA from Salarias fasciatus (jewelled blenny), 978 nucleotides. It is a transcript of the gene rp9, whose product is annotated as RP9 pre-mRNA splicing factor. The record is from RefSeq and is a predicted model, not a curated record. Bases 159 to 863 code for a protein of 234 amino acids. NCBI's taxonomy places the organism in Eukaryota, Metazoa, Chordata, Actinopteri, Blenniiformes, Blenniidae. Gene Ontology annotation, biological process: RNA splicing. The transcript is spliced from 6 exons.